AUGCAUGCCCUGCCUACCCCUGGACCCUCUUCCUUCCCACCCCGGAAGAGGGCUGCCCUGCGCGGCCAACUUCAGCAACAAAAAUUGAUUAUCCUCAAGCAUCCGGAGCACACUUCCAGUGGUGACUGCAUGCAGAGUGCACAAAAGCUACAGUCUUUAGAACACCACGAAGAGCGCAUCUGGUGUGUACAAUGGAACCACACGGGCUCCAUCUUGGCAUCCUGUGGUGAGGACAAGUCGCUUUGCCUUUGGGUCUUGGAGGGUACCUCAUGGAAACUUUCGAACUCUGCGAAUGAUAAUCAUACGAAGACAAUUCGGGCACUUGCGUGGUCUCCUUGCGACAGAUACCUAGCUACCGCAAGUUUUGAUGCUAGUGUCGUUAUCAUGCGCGUGGCAAAAUCGGAAUCUGAAAUCGAGUUGCAAUCCAUCGCUAUACUUGAAGGACAUGCGAAUGAGGUUAAGUGUGUCGCAUGGGCUAUUUCGGGCCAUCUUCUUGCCACUUGUGGUCGAGAUAAAAGCGUUUGGGUUUGGGAGUUUGACGACGAAGAGGAUUGUCAGUGCGUUAGCGUUCUCCAACCGCAUUCUGCUGAUGUGAAGUCCGUGUUCUGGCAUCCGAUUAAGGAGAUUCUUGGUUCCACCAGUUAUGACAACACAAUCAACCUCUAUAAGGAAGAACUAGACGACUGGGUCGUCGCCUGUAAAUUAGUUGGUCAUGAGUCUACCGUCUGGAAGGCACAGUUUUCGCCUUCUGGUCAGCAUUUGGCUUCUGCUAGCGAAGACAAAACUCUUCGGAUCUGGACCGAAAUGCCCGACUCGAAGCCCUUCCACUGGGUCUGCUGCAUGACUAUUUCGGAUGCGCAUUCGCAACCUGUCUACGACUUGGCAUGGUUAGUUCCUCUCAGGUUAAUUUGCUUUUUUUGGUUUUGCACGUAA
Molecule: messenger RNA, 933 nt
Organism: Dibothriocephalus latus
Lineage: Eukaryota; Metazoa; Platyhelminthes; Cestoda; Diphyllobothriidea; Diphyllobothriidae
Source: the annotation of a GenBank genome assembly